This is a messenger RNA of Betta splendens (Siamese fighting fish), 3615 nucleotides long. It is a transcript of the gene smarca5, whose product is annotated as SWI/SNF related, matrix associated, actin dependent regulator of chromatin, subfamily a, member 5. Gene Ontology annotation, molecular function: histone binding; ATP binding; ATP hydrolysis activity. Bases 228 to 3332 code for a protein of 1034 amino acids. Gene Ontology annotation, cellular component: nucleus; chromatin. Lineage: Eukaryota; Metazoa; Chordata; Actinopteri; Anabantiformes; Osphronemidae. Gene Ontology annotation, biological process: regulation of transcription by RNA polymerase II; nucleosome organization. The transcript has 24 exons. The record is from RefSeq and is a predicted model, not a curated record.
AUCGCCAAGUCUCGCGUUAGUUCGUGUGAACGCGGGUGCCCGAGAAAAAGCUUGCUAGCGCGAAUGUGCUCCCUGUGACCAACCGGUGUGUCUUUCAUUAUACACAACGGGAUAGCGUCCCAUUUAGUGAGGAAGUUUGGAAAAUCUUCAACGGCUUUUACACGGGAUCACGCGCGGCACCUAAUAACGGACGUUGUAUCUGAAUCGGUAAAGGAAAGUAGGUGAAAAUGUCCGAAAACGCAAACUGCGCGGAACAGCGGGAAGAGCAGCCCGAACUUGAAGAAGCCGGAGGAGCGGAGGAGAAAUCAGACUCAGAUGCUGGAAAAGAAUCCUCCUCAGAUGCUGGUCCUGAUGGACAAGAUGCAUCUUCCUCUACCUCGUCCAAAACUAAAGAUUCUGCUCCAGGCUAUGAGGAGAAAGUGCAAACAGACCGAACCAACAGAUUUGAGUACCUGUUGAAGCAAACAGAGUUGUUUGCUCAUUUCAUACAACCAGCUGCUCAGAAAACGCCCACCUCACCCCUGAAGAUGAAACCAGGGCGUCCUCGCAUCAAGAAGGAUGAGAAACAGAACCUAUUGUCUGCUGGAGACAACCGCCAUCGUCGCACAGAGCAAGAGGAAGAUGAAGAGCUUUUGAAUGAGAGCACCAAGACUACUAAUGUCUGCACUCGCUUUGAUGAUUCUCCCUCCUAUGUCAAGACAGGAAAGUUGAGGGACUAUCAGACUCGUGGUCUGAACUGGCUUAUCUCUUUGUAUGAGAAUGGAAUCAAUGGUAUCCUUGCUGAUGAAAUGGGUUUAGGUAAAACUCUUCAGACUAUUUCCUUGUUGGGGUAUAUGAAGCAUUACAGAAACAUCCCUGGUCCCCACAUGGUGCUGGUGCCCAAGUCCACGCUCUACAACUGGAUGAAUGAGUUUAAGCGAUGGGUGCCUUCUCUUCGAGCGGUCUGCCUAAUUGGAGACAGAGAUGAGAGGACUGCUCUGAUCAGAGAUGUGCUGUUGCCAGGAGAGUGGGACGUGUGCGUCACAUCCUACGAGAUGCUCAUUAUUGAAAAAGCUGUGUUCAAGAAGUUCAACUGGAGAUACCUGGUUAUUGAUGAGGCUCACAGGAUCAAGAAUGAGAAAUCAAAGCUUUCAGAAAUUGUUCGAGAAUUUAAGACCACCAAUCGUUUGUUGCUGACUGGAACACCUCUACAAAACAACCUCCAUGAGUUGUGGGCUCUGCUAAACUUCCUGCUGCCUGAUGUCUUCAAUUCUUCAGAGGACUUUGACUCCUGGUUUGACACAAACAACUGCUUGGGCGAUCAGAAGUUGGUUGAACGUCUUCACACUGUGUUGCGUCCCUUUCUGCUUCGUCGUAUAAAAGCUGAUGUAGAGAAAACUCUUCUCCCAAAGAAAGAGAUCAAGAUGUAUGUGGGUCUCAGCAAGAUGCAGAGAGAAUGGUACACAAAGAUUUUGAUGAAGGACAUUGACAUUCUGAACUCAGCGGGUAAAAUGGACAAGAUGCGUCUUCUGAACGUUCUCAUGCAGCUGAGGAAAUGCUGCAACCAUCCGUAUCUGUUCGAUGGAGCCGAGCCAGGUCCUCCUUACACAACUGACCUUCAUCUGGUUGUGAACAGUGGCAAAAUGGCAGUUUUGGACAAGCUGCUCCCAAAGAUGAAGGAGCAGGGUUCCCGUGUGCUGAUUUUUAGUCAGAUGACCAGGAUGCUGGACAUCUUGGAGGACUAUUGCAUGUGGAGAAACUAUGGGUACUGUCGCCUUGAUGGUCAGACGCCACAUGAAGAGAGACAGAUUUCUAUCAACGCAUUUAACGAGCCCAACAGCUCCAAGUUCAUCUUUAUGUUGAGCACCAGGGCUGGUGGUCUAGGUAUCAACCUGGCUACAGCUGAUGUUGUGAUCCUCUACGACUCAGACUGGAACCCCCAGGUUGACCUGCAGGCUAUGGAUCGAGCUCACAGAAUAGGUCAGCAGAAGCAGGUGCGUGUCUUUCGUUUCAUCACUGAAAACACAGUUGAGGAAAGGAUUGUGGAGAGGGCUGAGAUGAAGCUGCGCCUGGACUCCAUUGUCAUCCAGCAAGGAAGACUUGUGGAUCCAAGCGCAAACAAGCUGGGCAAGGAUGAGAUGCUUUCCAUCAUUCGCCACGGUGCCACACACGUGUUUGCUUCCAAAGAGAGUGAGAUCACAGAUGAUGACAUAGAUGCAAUCUUGGAGAAGGGUGAAAGAAAAACUAUGGAGCUCAUUGAGAAGAUGUCGUCCUUGGGUGAGAGCUCUUUGAGAAACUUUACCAUGGAUACAGAGAACACCAGUGUGUACACAUUUGAAGGAGAGGAUUACAGAGAGAAGAAAAAGGUCAUUACCAACUGGAUCGAGCCACCCAAGAGAGAAAGGAAAGCCAACUAUGCUGUGGAUGCCUAUUUCAGAGAAGCCCUGCGAGUCAGCGAGCCCAAAGCACCCAAAGCUCCUCGUCCUCCCAAGCAGCCAAAUGUGCAAGACUUUCAGUUCUUUCCUCCGCGUCUCUUUGAACUUCUAGAAAAAGAGAUUCUAUUCUACAGAAAGACCAUAGGCUACAAGGUCCCCCGUAAUCCAGACAUGCCUAACUCGGCUCAGGUGCAGAAAGAGGAGCAGGCUAAGAUCGAUGAGGCAGAGUCUCUCACAGAGGAGGAGCUGGAGGAAAAGGAGAACCUGCUGCAACAGGGGUUCACUAUCUGGAACAAACGUGAUUUUAACCAGUUCAUCAAAGCCAAUGAAAAGUGGGGACGAGAUGAUAUAGAGAAUAUUGCCAGAGAAGUGGAAGGAAAAACUCCAGAAGAAGUCAUGGAAUAUUCUGCUGUAUUCUGGGAGCGCUGCAAUGAGCUGCAGGAUAUUGAGAAGAUCAUGGCCCAGAUAGAGAGGGGAGAGGCCAGAAUCCAGAGGAGGAUUAGUAUCAAGAAAGCACUGGACUCAAAGAUUGGUCGCUACAAGGCUCCCUUUCAUCAGCUCCGUAUCUCGUAUGGCACUAACAAAGGCAAAAACUACACGGAGGAAGAAGACCGCUUUCUUAUCUGCAUGCUUCAUAAACUUGGCUUCGACAAGGAGAGUGUGUACGAUGAGCUGCGUCAGUGCAUUCGCAACUCGCCUCAGUUCCGCUUCGACUGGUUCCUCAAAUCCAGGACGGCCAUGGAGCUGCAGAGGCGGUGUAACACCCUGAUUACGCUGAUAGAGCGAGAGAACAUGGAACUGGAAGAACGAGAAAAGGCUGAGAAAAAGAAACGGGGCCCAAAGAGCAGCUCAGCCCAGAAACGGAAGUCAGAGGGAACCCCAGAUGGCCGUGGACGCAGGAAAAAGCUCAAGUUGUGAAGUACUUUUUUAGAAUUUGAAUCUGAGCACAGCAGCCAGCUCUGUGAUCCGUAGUCCCUAGUGUCUGUUUUGAAGGCUGAUGUUCUAUGUAACAAUAAAAGGACUGGUCUGGUUGUAUUAGGUUUUAGGAUGUGCUUUUUUACAAGCCCAUCACUGGCCUAAACACUGCAGAUGUGCUGGUUUAGUUUGUUUGCUAGUGCUUUUUGUUUUUUUUCUAGUACCUAAUGGAACUAAGUGUAUUUAUGUGUAUUGGUUGUAUUACAUUCCAUUUCUUGAAACAAUA